GUCUAGAACCUUGAAAACUUGGGUUCAGGUUUUGAGUCAGAAGCGAAAAUGUGCGUUGGUCUCUUCAGAAUCCCCUGUGGAUGUUUGUUCACAUCAUCAAAUCACUGCGAAGUGAAGAAAUCCAAAACUUGAAUAACUGGGGGAGGGGGUAGGUCAAGAUUGCAACUUGCCAGUGGAGCUGAGCCAGAGACCCAGGACCAGAAUAGCAGGUGCCGCAGGUCAGGACGGUGGUGCGUUAUCAGGAUAAGUGGAAGUCCAGGCCUAGAACACCGAGGAGCUCACGUGGCAAGGAAUGUGGUGAACUGGCAAAACAAGGAGGAAGGAUUGGAACUGUCCAUGGUGCAGCACAUCAAGAAGUGCAUUGGCAUUUUGUAUUUGAAGGCCCAGGGUCUAGGUGACAGAGGUCAGGGUUCUACAGCACUGGCAGAGCUGUGUGGGGGAAGUAUGCACUGUUCCAAUUUUCAUGAGCAAAAUAGUUAUGCAAUUUAAAAUAAUUCAGGUCAAGGAUUGGGCCUGCACCCAAUUACACGUUGCAGGAUUUCUGAGCAAAACUGUCCUUUGUGGGCCUAUCUCACCUUGUCUGCUGAAUAAUGAGGAGUCUGUGGAGCUUCUCAAAGGUGUAUCUUUCCUCUGGCCCACAGAAGGAAAGCCACACUCCCUCCUGAUGAGCCCUGGUAAGGUUGAGAUGAGAGAGAAAAGCAGAGUUCUGCAUUUGCACUUCUGGAAACAUGAGCCAGGAUUCAGAUGCCCAGAUAGAAAGCUUUUAACGCUAACGUCCAUCCUCGUACCACUGUGGCUCCAUAUUUCAAAGGGUAAUGUGCAGUAGACCAAACAAUCCAGAACUUGUAUGCUUCCGCACUGCUUCCGACUGUUACUAUAAGGUUGAGCAAAUAACCAGAACAGUAAGGACCAAUCCAGUAAUAUUUACAUUUCACACACACUAAGAGUAGGAGAAAGACUUCUGUCCCUUCCCAACCUUACGUAGUUAUGAAAGUCUCCUAUGCUUUGUGUAUAUUCUUUGGCAGACCUUUAACAUAUCUGACUUUUCUUCUAGAACCGGAACCCCUUAGUGGCGGUAUACUACACCAACCGAGCCUUGUGUUACCUGAAGAUGCAGCAACACGACAAAGCCUUGGCAGAUUGUAAACAUGCCCUGGAACUAGACAGCCAGUCAGUGAAAGCCCAUUUCUUUCUGGGGCAGUGCCAGAUGGAGAUGGAGAACUACGAUGAAGCCAUUGCUAACUUGCAGAGAGCCUAUAACCUAGCCAAGGAACAGCGACUGAAUUUUGGGGAUGAUAUUCCAAGUGCACUGCGGAUUGCCAAGAAGAAACGCUGGAACAACAUUGAAGAGAAACGGAUCAACCAGGAAAAUGAGUUGCACUCCUAUCUAACCAAACUCAUCAUGGCUGAGAAGGAGAGGGAGCUGGACGAAUGCCAAAGGACACAACAAGAGGAGAACGUGGACGAGAGCCGGAGCCGUGCCCAGCUAUCUAACAUUGAAGCCAAACAUGACAAGUUCCUGGCUGAUAUGGACGAGCUGUUCUCUCAGGUGGAUGAGAAGAGGAAGAAGCGCGACAUCCCCGAUUACCUGUGUGGGAAGAUCAGUUUUGAACUGAUGCGAGAGCCCUGUAUUACCCCCAGUGGGAUCACCUACGACAGGAAAGACAUAGAAGAGCAUCUUCAGCGUGUUGGUCAUUUUGAUCCUGUGACCCGAAGCCCUUUGACCCAAGACCAGCUGAUCCCAAACCUUGCUAUGAAGGAGGUGAUAGAUGCUUUCAUAUCAGAAAACGGCUGGGUAGAAGACUACUGACAGCUGAGCGGGCACAGACCUCUGGAUCCUCACGGCAUCCCCAGCUGUGACAGCAAGGCUCGCUCUGCUAUGGACUGCUCUCGGAGCAUGCUGGGCUGGCACCAUGCCUUACUCACUUUCUCUCUCUCUCUCUCUCUUCUCUGGAUGCCCAGAGGUCCAUUGGCAGUGCUGGACUAGGGUGUAUUAUCAUCUUUUCUCCCACAAACCACAGCUGGGGCAGACUGACUGAGCAGGACCUUGGAGGGUCCUUUCUCGCCUGGUCCUGGUAACCUCCCAGCGUGAUGGACAGAAGCCCGACUGCCUUAGGCCGGCAGGCAGGAGGACCUGGCCCUGGAGGCAAUCCACAGAAGCACUUUUGGAAGAGCAGUGUCCCUCUGUACUAGCCAGCACCACUGCUUUUCAGAACCCACCUCGGAUCCUUGGCUGUACAGAAAACACAGAAACAGCUGCCGACUCCUUUCCCCACAGCAUCAGCCCUGCUCCUGGGGAGAGGCGGGAGCCGUGGCCAGGGCCCAGGCUGUGAUGGGCAAGGAGCUGGCUUGGAAAGGCUCACCUGCGCUCCAUGCUCAGCUGCAUUCCCCACUCCCCUCCCUCUGUACAUAGUUUGUGUUUCUUUCUUCCUACAUCUCCUGUCUGUCUAGCGUAGCUGUCUCCAUGUUUUCCUGUAAAUAGCCACUUGUUGGGGGAGGGAAAUGAAAUAUAUAUUAUAGAGACGUUGCCUGGCGUGUGGGCUCGUGCUGGGACACCCGUGUCCUGUAGCAUGGAUGCUGUGACCCAUGGGAGGCCACUCUCCAGCCCCAGGGGCAGUAGCUCCCUGCUAACCACUUGGAUCAAAGUUCAUACUUGUUUUAAUUAAACCCUUAAAAAAAUUGGCCUCGAGUGUUGUGGUUGUUGAAAGCUGUGAUGCCUGAUUGGCCUGCAGACUGCCUGGCUUCAAGAGCUCGUGUGCCAACGUUAAUAAAUAUCUCAGCAAUAAGUGUCUGAAUAAACAGUCUGAA
Pelodiscus sinensis (Chinese soft-shelled turtle) is the source of this 2808-nucleotide messenger RNA. NCBI's taxonomy places the organism in Eukaryota, Metazoa, Chordata, Testudines, Trionychidae. The record is from RefSeq and is a predicted model, not a curated record.